AAAAGUGUGGAAAACUUAGCCCCUCCUCCUCUAAACUAGGGAUGCAUCAAGGACCCCAGUGAGAUCAUUUUACUGCAUUUACGUUUUUUACGUCAAAAUGACAUCAAGUCAAAUGAACUCAUCUCCAAAAUCCAGUUAUCAAUCAGGUUAUCAGCCUGGAACUUUUAAACCUAAAAAAUCUAAAUAUGGUGGAAACAAGGCCAAUCAAAACGGAAUUAAGAUAAUUAGUGAUCGUGUAGUGCAAUAUAACAGUGAUGAGAAAAGAUCAAUUGAAAAAAUAGUGAAAAAUGUGAAACUCCAACGACGUGAAAUUUCCAAGACAGCCCCUGUCAUAAAUAUUGACUUUGACCUCCAAACGGUUGAAAAGAUGAAGAAAAAAAACUCAACCAGACGAUUGGGCCAUAAAUCAGCCGGUAGCACUCAAAGUGGCUCUAAAAUCCUGAAAGUCAAUAAUAAAAAAACAAGUGAAAUCAUGCAAGCUCGCGAAAAACGUUUAAAACUCGCGGAAAAAAAGAAGGCCGACUUUAUCGCUCGCGAAAAACGUCGCGAACUAGCUAAGGAAAAACAAAGACAAUUUAGAGCUCGCGAAUCAGAAAAAAAUCGAUCCAAGGACAACACAUCGAAGGAUAUCAUCCCUGAGCCCAUGAUGGAAUUGGAUUCAUCGAUCGAGAUCAUUCCCAGCACUCCAUCAGUCAUCAAUUUAAUCCUGGAACGCGAGGGUGAAGAUGCUCAGCUUGGACCAUUGAAUUUCGCGACCUCAACCCCGAAAAAACCGCGAAAAUCUAUCGAGGAAAUCGAGGCCGUUCUAGUCGCGUUGGGCGCGAAUCUAGAACAAAGGAAUCGCGAGGACGAUUACGAAGGGCGAUGGGCUCCAACGCAGCGCCAAAAAGAGCUUGAUCAAAUUGCGAUGCAAUUGGAUCAAAGCGGGGAUGAUGAUGAUGAAGGAUUGGCCAUCCAGAGUCUUGAUUUCACCCCGUUAUCACCCAGUAAUCGUUCAGGUUAAAAAUUCAUUAAACAUGUCUGUAUUUUUUUGAAUACCUGAAAUAAAAGUCAUACAUUUUAUUGCAUUACCUGUGAGUCUUGACUUUUUUUAUUGCUAGGCAAGACCCAAUAUUCCCUCUCCUGUCCCCAGCCCUUUUUUUUCACGUAGAAGCUAGGAGAAAUUUCUCUCUCGCUUCUUCUUCGUCGGCGUCCUGUAGUCUUUCGUUUAUUGUCUCUUUCCUUCUCGUUGUUUAGAGGGUUUAGAGAACAAUUUUGACUUUUUCCUCGU
Messenger RNA from Diachasmimorpha longicaudata, 1270 nucleotides. RefSeq lists its product as uncharacterized. The record is from RefSeq and is a predicted model, not a curated record. The coding region runs from base 98 to 1003 and encodes 301 amino acids. NCBI's taxonomy places the organism in Eukaryota, Metazoa, Arthropoda, Insecta, Hymenoptera, Braconidae. The transcript has 3 exons.